AGGAAAGCCUCUCCAACGCGGCACUCCUGGCACACCCAGAUUGUCAGGCUAAGCUGUCGUUGGUUACAGACGCAUCAGAUAUGGCUAUAGGGGCUGUUUUGCAACAGCUGAAAAAUGACACGUGGGAGCCUCUAGGCUUUUUCUCCCGUAAGCUGAGUCCAUCGCAGAACAAGUACUCCCCGUAUGAUCGCGAACUUCUUGCAAUCUACGAGGCAAUCAAGUACUUUCGACAUAUGCUUGAAGCGAGACACUUCACUAUUUACACCGAUCAUAAGCCAAUCAGUUUUGCCUUCCACGAAAGAAAACAGAAUUGUUCGCCCAGGCAAUUUCGCCACUUGGACUUUAUAUCCCAGUUCACGACGGAUAUAAGGCACAUCUCCGGCAAAAAUAACGUUGUGGCCGACACCUUAUCUCGCGUCGAUGAACUGGAGGCUCCAAUUUGUCUCGCCGACCUCGCCAACGCUCAAAACUGCGAUCCCGAACUGGCUCAAUAUUUAACGGACAGCUUAUCUCUACGUCUCACAAAGAUGGAUUAUCCUGGAUGCCGUUAUCCUUUGUACUGUGAUAUCAGUACACCGACACCCAGGCCAUUCAUCACAAAGGAUUACCGCAAACAGGUAUUCCAAAGUCUCCACUCGCUAAGUCACCCCGGCGCUUCCGCGACUGCCAAGUUGGUAGCCGAUCGAUUUGUUUGGCCUGGGGUCCGAAAAGACUGUAGAAACUGGGCUAGGUCAUGUUUAUCAUGCCAACGCGCGAAGGUUAGUCGACACGUGUCUGCACCAUUGGGCACUUUCGACGCACCAACUGCACGUUUCAGGUAUGUCCACAUAGACCUGAUAGGCCCACUCCCGGUAUCACAGGGAUACAGGUAUUGUCUCACGGCUAUAGACCGGUUCACUCGAUGGCCGGAAGUCAUGCCCAUACCUGACAUUACCGCAGAAACGGUGGCUAAGGCACUGAUUUCAGGCUGGAUAUCCCGAUUCGGUUGCCCGACAGAUAUUGUUACAGACCGCGGCCGUCAAUUCGAGUCCGCGCUGUUUCAGUAUCUGGCAAAAACGACUGGAUUCCAGCAUAAACGCACAACUGCCUACCAUCCCGCGUGUAACGGUCUUGUGGAACGUUUCCACAGGCAGCUAAAAGCUUCCAUCGUAUGCCACGCUAACGGCAAUUGGUCAGAAGUCCUACCUUUUGUACUACUUGGUAUCCGUAGCGCAUUCAAGGAGGACUUACAGACUUCAUCUGCUGAGUUGCUGUACGGCGAGCCGUUAAGACUGCCCGGCGAAUUUUUCGAGCCGAGCACAGCCUGUACUACUGAUUUAUCAGAUUUUACGGCUCGUCUACGCUCAUUUGCCGAGAAAUUAAAACCGGUUCCCGCCUCUCGCCAUAACAAAGAAAAGAUUUUUAUUUUCAAAGAGCUCAAGAACGCGGAGUACGUCUUCCUACGUGAAGAUGCUUCGCGUCCUCCUCUUACGCCAGCCUAUACUGGCCCUCAUAAAGUACUAGAACGACGUGACAAGACGUUCAAACUUCUGAUCAAAGGUAACUCUGUCACCGUCUCCAUAGACCGCUUAAAACCUGCAUAUUAUCUUACCGAUCAUGAAAACCUGCUAGGUGAUACACUUUCACCUGUCAUACCUGAACCCGAUGUUUCGGUAGCUCCACCACCUGACAGAACUGCACCUACAACUACACGUUCCGGUCGACAUGUCAGAUUCCCGGAUUUUUAUCGCCCCUAACCAGGUCUCUGGGGGGGAGUGAUGUGGGCCUAUCCCACAUUUCAUGCACACAGAUAUACUCUUCACAAUAUAAAACUUAUAUAAUAUAUUUAUUUUAUAUAAUUAUUAAUACACACAGAAUAUACAUUCACACAUAUAACAUAUCUAUUAAUAUAUGAUUACUACAUUACAUAUAAAACAGACAUACACACACGACAAUUUAUCGUACCGCGUUAAUCAGCUGGUCGCCCGUUCGUUUGCGCUGUGGACACGCGCGCUUGAACGGAAUGUCGCGGGUAGCUGGAAAAUAUACUCUUGCGCAGCUGAUCGCGGCUAGCCACGGCAGUCGAAACUUACCUCGUACUGAACGCACGUCGCUAUCGCUUAUUGAAUACUGUUUAUUGUUUUCGAAGCUUUUGCCUCAAUUUUGAUAACACGCUUUCUUUGUGUUUAUCGUAGUAGUAUUGUCGUAAAGUGUAAAGUGUCUUCUGUGUACUGUUUAUAAACUGAAUAUCUAUCUGUGCUCGUAACCUUCAAUUCUUCAUAAUUUUAAUAAUAUAGACUGUGUUGUAUUUUCGUGUGGACUAAGUAUAAUUGAAUAAACAUUUAAUUGGUGUGCAAGGUGUCGUAUUUAAUUUAUUAUUCGAACACCGACGGCGCCUACUCAGAUUACCAAAAGAUGUCGGACCCGGCUCCGUUGUCGAAGACGGCUAAAUACAAGAAAAUAACUAAACCAUUGCUGGAGCGGAAACGUCGGGCGCGCAUCAAUCGAUGCUUAGACGAACUCAAAGACCUAAUGGUCGGAGCGUUGGAGAUCGAUGACGACAACCUAAGCAAGCUGGAGAAGGCCGACAUCCUUGAACUAACCGUUAACCACCUCACAAAGUUGCACAGCCCGAAGGAUCCGGUUUUGGAAGCAAAGAAGUUUCAGGCGGGCUUCGGACAGUGUGCGGCCGAAGCAUGUCGCUUCAUAAUGUCCGUACCGGAUUUGGACGCGAACGUUAGCCAGAACUUGAUCAGCCAUUUGUCGAGAUUAAUCACGGCGCAACCCCUCACCAUUCAAGUACCGGAACGAGCUACUUUCUCUCCACCUACCUCACCGGUGUCCGUUGUCUCUGACCGACAUCACUACUAUAGCGAUCACGAGAGAUCAUCAUCGGACGCUGAGGAUUCUGUUUACUCUGUCGACGGCCCCAAGCAAUGGGCUUACGGCGGACAAAGCAGGGCACACAAAUCUGAAAACGGGCUGCUCACGACAGUUGACAAACUCGUCGUCUCACACCACGUUGUCUCCGAACAAAUGAACGGUUCGGUACACGGGCAAAAAAACACAUAUUUCAACAGAGUUCCGGCCGAGGCGAAGGAUAUUAUCCUACAAAAAAUACGACAGCACAUAAUGGACAAGCGCGGCAGUGACUACAGCGACACUAGUAGCAAUGCCGACUUAUCGGAACAGAAGUAUAUACACAGGGACGACGUGUACAGAGGCGACUACACGUGCCAAUACUCGCCCGCGAACGGGCUCAUUAGUAAUGAAACUUUGGAUCUCAGAAAAGUUAGGUCGCCGAAAAACGAGGCGGGCUCACCAAAGAAGCCGAUAACACGUCAAGCGGCCGGUCAGCCGGAAACAAUUCCGCCACCGGAGAGCAAAGUUGAAGUGACACUCGAUCUUCCGGAACGAUGCGAAUUGCCGAUGGAUUACAGCAAUUUGCCGCCUAAAAAGAAAAGGAAAUUAAUCGAGUACCAAGAGUACAAAAAGCAAGAAGCGGCAAGGCGGCGUCUUGAAGGUUUUUGUGGUGAGAAAAAAGAGCGUGAAGGCGAUGGACCACCGGCCGACGAAGAAGGCAACAAAUGGCGCCCUUGGUGAUAUGUUUUUACCGGCGCGUCACUCUUUCAUUGUGAUAUUGUAGUCUCUUCCAUGACAAAGCUUUAAUUCGUUUUAAUAAAUGUUAAUGCCUUAAUUAUAUAGGUUUGUAUAGGUUAUAAUCGAUUCUAGGUUAUUUAAACUAGUAAUGUAUGUGCCUUUUUAAAGCACUUGAAAAUUUAUUUAUGUGCCAUUUAUUGUGUUUGAUCUCGCUGUCUUCCUAUUAACGUUUUGUUGUCUUCCAUUAUUUUGGUAUGACUUACGUUUGUUAUUGAAAAACAUUUUGUUAAUAAACGAUAUCUUUCAAUGUGA
This is a messenger RNA of Bombyx mori (domestic silkworm), 3891 nucleotides long. Its product is annotated as enhancer of split mbeta-2. Gene Ontology annotation, biological process: regulation of neurogenesis; anterior/posterior pattern specification; regulation of transcription by RNA polymerase II. NCBI's taxonomy places the organism in Eukaryota, Metazoa, Arthropoda, Insecta, Lepidoptera, Bombycidae. Gene Ontology annotation, molecular function: RNA polymerase II cis-regulatory region sequence-specific DNA binding; protein dimerization activity; DNA-binding transcription factor activity, RNA polymerase II-specific. The coding region runs from base 2395 to 3582 and encodes 395 amino acids. The record is from RefSeq and is a predicted model, not a curated record. Gene Ontology annotation, cellular component: nucleus. The transcript is spliced from 3 exons.